Poecilia latipinna (sailfin molly) is the source of this 1204-nucleotide messenger RNA. Its product is annotated as acyl-coenzyme A thioesterase 1-like. The transcript is spliced from 5 exons. Lineage: Eukaryota; Metazoa; Chordata; Actinopteri; Cyprinodontiformes; Poeciliidae. The coding region runs from base 537 to 1016 and encodes 159 amino acids. Gene Ontology annotation, molecular function: fatty acyl-CoA hydrolase activity. The record is from RefSeq and is a predicted model, not a curated record. Gene Ontology annotation, biological process: acyl-CoA metabolic process; fatty acid metabolic process.
CAAUCCUACUCAAAUGGAAGGAUUCCUCUCUUCCAUCUCAAUUACAGUGGUUGCAAGAUAUUAUGAAUUGUCUUAAACUUGAAAAACUCAGAUUUUCACUUAAACCUUCUGUUGAUACAUUUUAAAAAUCGCAGUCCUUUUUUGAGGGCAUUUCCAGCUCUUAGACAGUUGAAACUUGCAGCAAUGGAACUGCAGUGAUACACAAGGAAGGUCUCUGGUUGGACAGAACUGAUGUCAUUUUAGUGAUGUGGGGUGGAGGGUUAUUUUCUUGCUUUAUAUUUGUAUCUCUUCACUUUAUUUCUAGGACUAAAACCGUAACUUUUUUCCUUUUUUUAUUCUGUCAAUGUGCAAAAAAUAUGUGAAAAUUCAAUAAAAUGCUUUUGAUUAAAAAAAGAAAGAAAUGUAAGAACUGUUUUUGUUGAUCUGACUUAUUUAAAGGACCUGGACCUUUUCCUGGUCUUCUGGACCUGUGGGGCGGUGGAGGUCAGUUGGUGGAAUAUCGUGCAGCUUUGCUGGCCUCACAUGGAAUUGCCUCAAUGGCACUUGACUACCUGACAUGUAAAUACACCAUGGAAACAGGAAAGAUUGUGGAGCAGGACUACUUUGAGAUGGCUUACAAAUUCCUCCAGAAGCACCCUAAGGUCCUCGGCAGCAGAAUCGCCAUGUUGGGUCUCUCCCUGGGCACCAGUGUGAUCCUGAAAAUAGCUGUGCAUUCUCAAAUUAUGAAGCUCAGGUGUGCUGUGUGUGUUAGUGGGAGUCAUGUGCAGCCAAUGGAUGGAUUCUUGAAGGAGAUACUGGAUUACUUCAGCAAAAACUCUGGGAAUACUCACUUUACCAAAGAUAACGAGGUGGUCUGGCGAGAUCUCCUGUUGCCCAUCCCCACUGACCUCUCCCUCAAAGUGGAUGUGGGAAAACUCCAGUGUCCCUUGAUGCUGGUUGUUGGUGAGGAUGAUCAGAACUGGUGUGCCUACGAGUCUGCAAUGGAUGUGAGUUUCCUAACAUUAAAAAGUUCUUGACUGAAUACAGUAAAGCACAUGUAUCAAACUCAAGAACCUAGAGCCAAAUCUGGCCCUCCAUAAUUUUAUUUAUGUGGCCUUGUAGACUGUGGGAGAACACAUAAAUAGAGCCUUCAAGGUAGCAGUUAUGUGCUUAAACAUUAUUUUAUCAAUCAAAACAGUUUUGUCUAUAUACUACCAAAGUACAU